Messenger RNA from Miniopterus natalensis, 1961 nucleotides. The record is from RefSeq and is a predicted model, not a curated record. Lineage: Eukaryota; Metazoa; Chordata; Mammalia; Chiroptera; Miniopteridae.
AUGCGUACUGGAAUUGCUGGUGGUGUCGUCCAGGCACUCUCCAGCCCCCACGGCAAUGGCGCCCCCUUCUGGGCACCCUACUCUUUGUGUCCGCGUGUGGCCGGCCAGUUCGUGCGCUCACGGUUCAACUGUGCAGCCCUGGACCUGGACAAGGGCUGCACGGUGGAGGAGCUGCUCCGCGGCUGCAUCGAAGCCUUCGAUGACUCCGGGAAGGUGCGGGACCCGCAGCUGGUGCGCAUGUUCCUCAUGAUGCACCCCUGGUACAUCCCUUCAUCUCAGCUGGCGGCAAAACUGCUCCACAUCUACCAACAAUCCCAGAAGGACAACUCCAGUUCACUGCAGUUGAAAACUUGUCAUCUAGUCCGGUACUGGAUCUCAGCAUUCCCGGCAGAGUUUGACUUGAACCACGAGCUUGCUGAGCAGAUCAAGGAGUUGAAGGCUCUGCUGGACCAAGAAGGGAACCGCAGGCAUAGCAGCCUCAUCGACAUCGAGAGCGUCCCCACCUACAAGUGGAAGCGGCAGGUGACUCAGCGGAACCCAGUGGAACAGAAAAAACGAAAGAUGUCCCUGUUGUUCGACCACCUGGAGCCUCUGGAGCUGGCUGAGCAUCUCACCUACCUGGAGUAUCGCUCCUUCCGCAAGAUCCUGUUCCAGGACUAUCACAGCUUUGUGACUCACGGCUGCACCGUGGACAACCCUGUCCUGGAGCGAUUCAUUUCCCUUUUCAACAGUGUCUCGCAGUGGGUGCAGCUCAUGAUUCUCAGCAAGCCCACAGCCCCACAGCGGGCCCUGGUCAUCACACACUUCGUCCACGUGGCAGAGAAGCUGCUGCAGCUGCAGAACUUCAACACGCUGAUGGCGGUGGUCGGGGGCCUGAGCCACAGCUCCAUCUCUCGCCUCAAGGAGACCCACAGCCACGUUAGCCCUGAGACCAUCAAGCUCUGGGAAGGUCUGACAGAACUAGUGACGGCCACUGGCAACUAUAGCAACUACCGACGGCGGCUGGCAGCCUGUGUGGGCUUCCGCUUCCCCAUCCUGGGUGUGCACCUCAAGGACCUGGUGGCCCUGCAGCUGGCCCUGCCUGACUGGCUGGACCCUGCCCGGACCCGACUUAAUGGGGCCAAGAUGAAGCAGCUCUUCAGCAUCUUGGAGGAGCUGGCCAUGGUGAACAGCCUUCAGCCACCAGUGCAGGCUAACCCCGACCUGCUGAGCCUGCUCACGGUGUCUCUGGAUCAGUAUCAGACGGAGGAUGAGCUCUACCAGCUGUCCCUGCAGCGGGAGCCGCGCUGCAAGUCCUCGCCAACCAGCCCCACAAGCUGCACGCCUCCUCCCCGCGCCCCAGUGCUGGAGGAAUGGACCUCAGCUGCCAAACCCAAGCUGGAUCAGGCACUCAUGGUGGAGCACAUUGAGAAGAUGGUGGAGUCUGUGUUCCGGAACUUUGACGUCGAUGGGGACGGCCACAUCUCACAGGAAGAGUUCCAGAUCAUCCGUGGGAACUUUCCUUACCUCAGCGCCUUUGGGGACCUCGACCAGAACCAGGAUGGCUGCAUCAGCAGGGAGGAGAUGAUCUCCUACUUCCUCCGCUCCAGCUCUGUGCUGGGCGGCCGCAUGGGCUUCGUACACAACUUCCAGGAGAGCAACUCCUUGCGCCCGGUUGCCUGCCGCCACUGCAAGGCCCUGAUCCUGGGCAUCUACAAGCAGGGCCUCAAAUGCCGAGCCUGUGGUGUGAACUGCCACAAGCAGUGCAAAGAUCGCUUGUCAGUGGAGUGCCGGCGCCGGGCCCAGAGUGUGAGUCUGGAUGGGUGUGUGCCCUCACCUUCACCCACACACACCCACCAUCGAGCCUUCAGCUUCUCUCUGCCCAGACCAGGCAGGCGAGGCUCCCGGCCUCCAGGGAUCCGAGAAGAGCAGGCCCAGCCGGUGGAUGACGCAGUGUUUGACAUCCACCUCUAAGGACCGUG